CACAGCUGAAGCGAUAUCAGCAACAACAGGCAUCUGCACCAUCAUCGAUGGCGUCGUCGAUAACUCCUCCUCCUCCUCCUCCGCCGCCACCUUAGCCGCCUAAAGCUACAUUUGCCCGCCGCUAUAAGUUCAUCUGGCCACUUCUGUUGGCUGUCAAUUUAACCGUUGGAGCUUACUUUUUCAUGAGGACGAAGAAGAAAGAUGUGGGUACCGAAGAAACCGAGUCCCAGGAUGUUCCUACCACUCCUGUCUCAAGUUCCGCUAGUGCUACAGUUACUGAGAAGUCACCUACUCCACCACUAGUCAUGGAGCCUGCAAAGUUACGUGCGCCAAUACCAGAGAAUCAGCAGCGUGAAUUAUUCAAAUGGAUAUUAGACGAGAAGAGGAAAGUGAAGCCAAAAGAUCCCGAAGAGAAAAAACGCAUCGAUGAAGAGAAAGCCAUUCUCAAACAGUUCAUUCGAGCCAAGUCCAUUCCAAGCUUGUGAUUUGUAUAGCAGUUGACAGAAUUAGAACUCAAAAUGAAAUCUGAAUUUGUUCCUUUCCUUUUCUUUAUGAAAAGAAAUCAGUGACCAAGUUUGCAUCUUAUUUUCCAAAGUCUAAGAAGCACAUUACAUGACUUAGACAAUAAAAUAAACUAAAAUUUAACUUCUA
Molecule: messenger RNA, 651 nt
Organism: Olea europaea var. sylvestris
Lineage: Eukaryota; Viridiplantae; Streptophyta; Magnoliopsida; Lamiales; Oleaceae
Exons: 2
Source: RefSeq, a predicted model, not a curated record